Corapipo altera (White-ruffed manakin) is the source of this 6771-nucleotide messenger RNA. It is a transcript of the gene LDB3, whose product is annotated as LIM domain binding 3. Gene Ontology annotation, cellular component: adherens junction; stress fiber; Z disc. NCBI's taxonomy places the organism in Eukaryota, Metazoa, Chordata, Aves, Passeriformes, Pipridae. The transcript has 16 exons. Gene Ontology annotation, molecular function: actin binding; muscle alpha-actinin binding. The record is from RefSeq and is a predicted model, not a curated record. The coding region runs from base 137 to 2266 and encodes 709 amino acids. Gene Ontology annotation, biological process: muscle structure development; heart development; actin cytoskeleton organization.
CCCGCGCCCGCUGGCCCCGGCCCACGCAACGCGGCGGCGGCGGAGGUGAGGGGGGCGGCCCGGAGGGACCGCUUGGUUACUCGGGACACCGCAGGUGGGCAAGUGCCUGGUUGUGGUGUGGUGAAAGCAGCACACAAUGGCUUACAGCGUGACUCUGAACGGACCUGGACCAUGGGGCUUCCGACUGCAAGGGGGCAAGGACUUCAACAUGCCCUUGACCAUCUCCAGAAUCACCCCUGGCAGCAAGGCAGCACAGUCACAGAUGAACCAGGGGGACCUUGUGGUGGCCAUUGAUGGAGUCAACACUGACAGCAUGACCCACCUUGAGGCCCAGAACAAGAUCAAAUCAGCCAGCCACAACCUGAGCCUCACUCUUCAAAAAUCUAAACGUCCAGUGCCAGUUUCAACUACAGCUCCUAGAAUUGACUCUCCCAGAGCUGUAAUCCCCCACCAGAAGGAACCUGCUUGGGAAAUCAAUGGCAACAGAACAACCUUCAGCCCUCUAACUAACACGGCGACUGGGCCUGUGGGUAGUGGUUUAGCAACCAAUGGAACGUUUUCAGGCUACCUCAACCAGCAAGAGAUCAGCUUUUCAAAUAGUUCUUCCUACUUAAAGACUACCACAGUUAGAUCUUCCAUGUCCUCUCAGUCUGUGACUCCUGACAUUUCACCUGCAAAGAGUACUCUAGGUUCCAAGCCAAGCCCCGUGCUGGCUGGUGGCAAUAGCCCUGCACACCAGCUGAGCCCUGCAAGGCAGUAUAACAACCCCAUUGGCCUUUACUCAGCAGAGACUCUCAGGGAAAUGGCUGAGAUGCAUAAAUUAAGUCUCAACCGAAGGGCUUCGGAAGGUGGACUUCCUAGAGGUACCCUCCCUCUUAAAGACCCUCACGUAGACAGUGCCUCCCCGGUGUAUCAGGCUGUGCUGAAAACUCAGAACAAGCCCGAGGAUGAGAGUGAGGACUGGAGCCGCCGCUCCGCCAACCUGCAGUCCAAGUCCUUCCGCAUCCUUGCCCAGAUGACUGGAACAGAGUACAUGCAAGAUCCAGAUGAGGAAGCCCUGAGGAGGUCAAGAGACAAGGAAAAUGUUGCAGCAGCAUCAGAAAACAGUCUAAUUAGUACCCCUGUCGAGCAUGCUCCGGUGUCUACCAGUUCUGCUGCUCCUGCACCACACGCUUCAGCACCUCAGCCUGCUACUGCUGCUCAAAAUCCAGCCAGCCUGAUGACACCACCAGCAACCACCUCACUAGUGCAGGAGUCGUUCUCCUCCUCCUUCCAAAGUUUCAACCGGCAUUCUUCCACCUCCAUCAGCUACCAGUCACAGAAGAGAAACACAAGCCAGUCAUAUACACCAAUACCAGUUUCUGGAAGCUACGGUGAAAGUCCUGCUGCUUCUGGUACUUCAAAACCAAGAGUUGUUACUACUGCCAGCAUAAAGCCCUCUGUCUACCAGCCAGCACCAGCACCAGCACCAGUUCAUUCCUACACUCCAGUCAACACGGAGCCUGCAAGUCGCCCUCCCUGGGUAACAGAUGACUCCUUUUCCCAGAAAUUUGCGCCUGGAAAAUCCACCACCACUGUCACAAAGCACAUCCUACCAAGGGGUGCUCCAGUGUCAUCUCCUGCCUCAACCUCUGCUUACCCAUCUCCAGUUCCAACUUCUUCCCAGCCUCCAAUAGCCCGGGGAACAGUUCAGAGGGCUGAGCGUUUCCCAGCCAGCAGCCGAACUCCUCUCUGUGGGCACUGCAACAGCAUCAUUCGAGGUCCCUUCCUGGUAGCCAUGGGUCGCUCUUGGCACCCAGAAGAAUUCAACUGUGCUUACUGCAAGACAUCCUUGGCUGAUAUGUGCUUUGUGGAGGAGCAGAAUAGUGUGUACUGUGAGCGCUGCUAUGAACAGUUCUUUGCACCAACCUGUUCCAGGUGCCACACUAAGAUCAUGGGGGAAGUGAUGCAUGCCCUAAGACAGACUUGGCAUACAAGUUGCUUUGUCUGUGCUGCUUGUAAGAUGCCAUUUGGGAAUAGCCUGUUUCACAUGGAGGACGGGGAACCUUACUGUGAGAAAGAUUAUAUUGCUUUGUUCAGCACAAAAUGCCAUGGCUGUGAUUAUCCUGUUGAAGCUGGAGACAAAUUCAUUGAAGCUCUUGGACACACUUGGCAUGAUACCUGCUUCAUUUGUGCUGUAUGCCACGUGAAUUUGGAAGGUCAGCCAUUCUACUCCAAGAAGGAUAAGCCUCUGUGCAAGAAGCAUGCCCAUGCCAUCAAUGUUUAAAAGAAGAGUUGGUAGUUGGUAAUGCUGGGGUAAAACAGAUGACUAACUGGGCAAUCAUAAAGUUGAUAACCAUGGCUAGCAUUUCCCUUGGUAAAAGCUAGGCAGUUGGUACUUCAGAAGUUUAACUUUAUCCUCUUUCAUAAAUGCAGAACGUGCUUUUUUUGCAAGGUUCACAUGAAAACCUACUGAAUGAACAGUCAAAACCAAAUGAACUAAUGAACUAGUCUGUUAUUAGAGCAAAAGUUGGGGAAAAUCUUGAAAUUAACCGAAAACCUUAAUAUAAAAAGUAAUGUGCAAAUACAGUUUCAAAUGAACUACCCACAGCAGUUUUACUGCUUAGACCACACACUGGUGUUUAAAAAAACCUGGAAAAAAUCCUUUUGUAGUAAGUCAUUUUCUUUCACAGCAAGAAUGAGUAAGUGCCAUAUGUACAGUCAUCUGUAGAACCAAAGGCCAUAGCUUUCAAAGGGAAAUAAAUAGAUUAGGGCUUCCUCUAUGAAAGUGAGUGCUAUUCCAUUAUGUUGUGGUGCUACCUCAUAGCAUCAGAUAUUUUAGAUUCUUUCCAAAUAAGAAGUCUGCCUUGAAUCCAUAUGUAGCUGGGAAGCCUAGGUGACAAUCCAUAACAGUUUGAAAAUGAAGUGGAAACGGAAUAACUCCUCCCAUAACCCAGUAAGAUUGAGAAAAGCAUGUUGGGUCAGCCUUGCCAGGGCACUUGGCUUAUAUGUGUACAGUAGAUCAGUUCACUUUCAAAUCAUAAUGGAAAAGGGACAACUGGCUUUCUCCAAAUUGCUCUGACAUUGAAUGGAAUAGAGCUAUCUGGAAAGGCCAACUUUUAAUUCAAAAUCAGUUUUCCUUUCCUCUUGAGAUAAAAAAAAUAAAUUCAAAGUCUCUUUGGAUUCUAAUUCCCGUUGAUACCAGAGGGAGGUAGAAAUCUACAUCUGGACCUUCACAUUGAUGAAUACAGAAGAAACACAUCCAUCUAGCACAACCAGGAAGUGGAAGAUUCCCUACUCUAUCUCACAUAAUUAGGAAAAUGCAUUUUUUUUUCCUAUAGUAAAUUAACAUUGAUUAAAAAUUCAUGAGGCAGCAGGCACAUGCUCUGUAUUACUUUUCUUAGUUUAAAUGCAACACAUCAUUAAUUGUAGCAGUAUUUGCCAUUGUAAAACAGUACCUAGGUUCUGACAAUUAGGAUAACCAUACAGCCACCUUUUCUAAGAACCAUACAGACAUCUUUCUUCUAAUAUUUUAAGAACAACUUUCAAGUUGCUCAAACAGUUAUUUAUACAACAUUUUUUUUUUUAUUUUUUUCAAAUGAGCAAAACUUGUAGUACUGAUAACACUUCUGAAUUUUUAAAUAGCAAUUACUUUUAUACUGGAGACAUCAGUUCUGUCUGAUGGAGUUAAGAUGGAAAGUCUGAUCACUGUUCAAGUUUUAUUAACUCGUUUAAGUGAGAAUUACAAUGUGUGUGCUGACAGCUUGCAGUACUGACAGUUUGGAAUUAGUAUUUCUGAGGCUGAGGUUGCAUUCUGUGGGCCACAUGCUGGUGCCAUCUACACCUAUUUUACCUUGUGCUUUGAGCAAGAAAAAAAUUACAUAACAUUAUCUGCCUUGCCCUUCCUAUGGGUAAUGCCCAUUUUAAGAUAUUUAUGUGUCUCUCAAGGAACGAAAAACUGUCCAAAGUUUGGGAGAGGAAUAAAAGAAAUUUGGAAUUCUAAUAUGAGAGUUAAGUUAGCUGCAGGCAGUUUGCAUCUUGGACAAAAAUAACAAACUGAACUGCCUGUGGCAGUUUUGACAUGUAUGACUGGUAUUUAUUCAGUAGGUAUCUUAGUUUUCACUGAUCUUAGCAGUGAUCUGACCUGAGUGCUACAGGCUCAGAUUUUUGUAUGCAUGAAUUAGUCUAAAACACUAGUACAUUAUAUGCAAAGCCUUUUUUUUUUCUAUAAGCAAGCAAAUUUUCUGUUUUCAGUCGGUGCUGGGCUGGUAUGAAUAUGGUUCCAUAGAUUACAAAAUCCAAAGAUCUGGCUCACAAUAUUCUCCAGAGGAAUAAAUAGUAAUUAUGGAAGUUAAAUAUUUUUUUCCACCCCUAAUUUGACUUCAUUAAAUACAUUUUCACAACAGUGAGAAAAUUCUAGAUUUCCUUUUCAUUUUUCAAUGUCAUUCUACAAAAUGAUGUCAUUAUCUGUUAUUUGAGAGAAUUCAUAUCAGCAUACUAUAUAUACUAAGACUGCAUUGAAGAUAUUCUUUAGACAGAUUUCUGUGUUACCCACUGACUGGGACUAGUCUCUGACUGCAACAUCAAAACAGGGAGUCAGGCUCCAUGGGAAGACACAAAAUGGUAGGGCUUGUGGUGGAAGCCUCAGGAGAAUUUCAGGAGGUCUUUCACCUCUGAUGUGCACAUGUGUGUGUGUGUGUCUCAUUCUCCCUCCACCUUCCCCCUCAAUGUCCCUAAAAGCUUCCCUGGCAGCGUGAAGGAUGAAGCAUUCUAGGAUAUGGCCAGAGCUGGAGGGCUGCAGCUUAGGCAGGGCUACAGGCUGGGAGAUGUUGUUGAUAGGCACAGUGUAGCUGAGACUGUCCCUUCUUGAAGUCCACUGAGGAGCCCAGACUGGCAGCUGGAGUUGCUGGCUUGGACAGGGCUGUGGGAGACGGGGCUUUCAGUGUGGGCAGGGGAAGGGGGGCUUGGGUCAGAGAAGGCAGAGCUCCUGCAGCAGCCAGAAUAUGGGGGCUCUGGGGACCUCUGGGUGAGUGUAAAAAGGUAAGGGAAGCCCUUCUUGAGGCUGGGGUUGGAGUGGGGGGAAUAGCCAGGUACGGCCGGUUUCACCAGGCUGACACGUUGGGUAGUUGGGGUGGGGCAGAGCGGGAACAGAGGUGGGGGCAUAGCCAGGAUGACUCACUACAGUCAGGGAAAGGGCUUGAAUUAAGAAAUUAGGGUACAAGUAGCUCACAAUAGCCCAGAGAGGUGCUGUGAGUAUGUACAGAAGAGGUGAGCGAGGAUCCAAUCCCAACGUACUAAACCUGAAGUCAGCGCUGCAGAAAAGUGAAUGCAACAUCCACAAGCAGAGCUGAGCUGAACUCGUGGGGUGGCAACAGCGAAAAUGCAGCAGCACAGACUUCAGUGGGAGCUGUACUGGCUUGAGAGAAUCCUGAAAAUUUCCUUCUCAAUGGGAGCCGUACUAACUUGAGAGAGUCUUGAAAAUUUCCUUGGGCAGAUAACCUGCACUGUAGCACAUGCCCUGACUCCAGCUGGUGUCUGAGCAAGUGAGAUUAAAGCUAGUUUACAUAUCACUAUAUGAGGUGCAGUGGUAUCUCUGAAUGAAGAACAGAGAUACCCUGAGGAUUAUCAUGUAAUAAAAAUUUCCUGUUAUGACUUGUGCUGCUUCAUAAUGUGGUCCAAAAAUAGGGAAUCCACGUACCCGCCCUUGAUAUCUAUAUUAAGAUAUAAUUUUUGCACAUAUCUGAAUCAGAAAUUUUUGAAUAAUGUAGCAUUUUAACUUUCACAGGGGUAGGCUACCACAUAACUGCUGAUACUCUUCUGCCACAUGUCACCUUUGUGAUAUGGAGAGUGUAAAAUGCAUAUAUAUAAUAUAUAUAUCUGAAAUUCAAAACAUGGCCUUUCAAUUAUCACCGAACAUAAUGUUGUACAAAAAUAUGCAAGGUUAAUAAUGUGUACUUGUUUAUGUUUUAUGUCUUGUAAUAGAUACCUAGGAUGAGUCCUAAGUUCCUCUGAAUAUUUCUUUUCAUUCUAAUUAAUGUGGGGGUUUACCUAAUAAAGCAAAGAUACUGUACCUCUGAAUGAUCAAUUAAAAAGACCAGUCUUUCAUCUAACAAAAAGUGUUCAAUAACUUUUCAGUCUAAGGCUUCAAAAACUAUCUUAAUGCUUUUCUCUCUUUUUGUGUUCUUUCUGAAGAACAAGGUAAAUUAAAUAUUUCCAAAGAGGACUGCUUUUAUUAUCUAGGCAAAAAAACCAGUCUUAGGACUUCUUUUUUUUAGAAGUUAAUUUUUACUAUAUUGGAUUCACACAUUACACAGUUCUAAAAUCAAUUCAAAACAAAGAAAAAUAUUUUUUUCUUUGGUCCUUCAGUGGUCAGUAUUUUGGGUGAAAUGUUUUAUUAAAGAUUAUUUGUAUUUAUGUUUAAUAAUGUGAAUUUCCACAGCACUGAACACACUUAUUAGUGUCUAAUGCUGGGCACGCUAAUGUUUGUUUGCCAGACUCGUCUCCUGGUAGCGGAUAUUAAUUUGUUUAGUAUUUAUAAACAUCAGAAUUUGAAACUGAGUGAUUUAUUGCCUGCAGUGAUCAUAUAUUAGAAGUCUAGGUUUUAUAAUAUAUUGACAUAUUGACUUGAUGCCACAAGUGCCCUUGCUUUUAGAUAUAUAUUUUUUCCUAAGUUUCUAGUUAUUUCAGAACAGAAUAUAGUGUGGUUUAUGAGAUGUGAGUAACUACCUUGCAUGGAUUAUCUGUGCCAAGAUGAAUAAAACAGUCUAGUAAUAAAAGCAAUGUGCAAAUACA